AUGUGUUUGUUUAGACUAACAAUGUUUCUAUUUCUAUUCGUGGACACUGUUCAUGCAAGAGUUCAUGGGAAAGAAAGUGCUGGCCUUGUGAAUGGAAAAAGUUCACUUAUUUCAUUCAUGUCAGGCAUUGUUUCAGACCCGAAAAAUGCUCUAGAGAGUUGGAAAAAAUCAGGUGUUCAUGUUUGUGAUUGGUCAGGUGUGAGAUGCAACAAUGCAAGUGACAUGAUCAUAGAGCUUGAUCUCAGUGGAAGGUCACUGGGGGGCACCAUUUCCCCUGCACUGGCUAACAUCUCUUCCUUGCAAAUUCUUGAUCUUUCUGAGAACUUUUUGGUGGGUCACAUUCCAAAAGAACUAGGCAAUUUAGUUAAGCUUGGACAACUCAGUUUCUCUGGGAAUUUUCUUGAAGGGAACAUUCCCUCCGAGUUUGGUUCACUUCACAACCUGUACUACCUUGACAUGGGAGGCAAUCAACUUGAGGAAGAGAUUCCUCCUCCACUUUUCUGUAAUGGAACUUCAUUGAGUUAUAUAGACCUCUCUAAUAAUUCCUUAGGAGGACAAAUCCCAUUGAACAAUGAAUGUAUCCUUAAAGAGCUUAGGUUCCUCUUACUUUGGUCUAAUCAUCUUGUAGGCCAAGUUCCUUUAGCUCUUUCAAACUCUACCAAGCUUAAAUGGCUUGAUUUGGAGUCAAAUAUGUUGAGUGGAGAGCUUCCAUCUGAGAUUGUACUUAAUUGGCCACUGCUACAAUUCCUCUACUUGUCAUAUAACAAUUUUGCUAGCCAUCUUGGCAACACCAACCUUGAACCUUUCUUUGCUUCCUUGAUGAAUUUAUCUAACUUUCAAGAACUUGAAUUGGCGGGAAACAACCUUGGUGGGAAGUUGCCUCAUAUUAUUGGUGAUCUUCCUACCAGCCUGCAACAACUUCACCUAGAACAAAAUCUCAUAUAUGGUUCUAUACCUCCACACAUUGCAAACCUUGUAAACCUUACUUUCUUAAAGUUGUCCAGUAACCUAAUAAAUGGAUCAAUCCCUGCUACCCUUUGCCAGAUGAAUAGGCUAGAGAGAAUUUAUUUGUCAAAUAAUUCACUAUCUGGUGAGAUUCCUUCAACCCUUGGUGACAUCCAACAUCUUGGUCUUCUAGAUUUGUCAAGAAACAAUCUUUCUGGUUCAAUACCAGAUAGUUUUGCAAAUCUCCCUCAGUUAAGAAGGCUUUUACUUUAUGACAACCAGCUUUCUGGAACAAUCCCGCCAAGUCUUGGAAAAUGUGUCAACUUGGAGAUUUUAGACUUGUCUCACAACAAGAUUACAGGGUUUAUUCCUGCAGAGGUUGCGGCCUUGAGUAGCUUGAAACUAUACUUGAAUUUGUCAAACAAUAACUUGCUCGGGCCUUUACCGUUAGAACUCAGCAAAAUGGACAUGGUUCUAGCCAUUGAUGUAUCCAUGAAUAAUCUUUCUGGCAGCAUCCCACCACAACUGGAAAGUUGUAUAGCACUGGAGUACCUCAACCUUUCUGGUAAUGCUUUUGAAGGCCCUCUCCCUUAUUCAUUAGGCCAAUUGCUCUAUAUUCGAGCACUUGAUGUGUCUUCAAAUCAAAUGACAGGGGUAAUACCAGAGUCACUGCAGUUGUCUUCCUCUCUCAAGAAACUUAAUUUCUCUUUCAACAAAUUCUCAGGGAAUGUCUCAAAUGUGGGAGCAUUUUCAAAUCUUACCAUAGACUCUUUCCUGGGAAAUGAUGGUCUUUGUGGCCCGUUUAAAGGCAUGCAACACUGUCAUAAGAAACAUAGUUAUCAUUUGGUGUUCUUGUUAAUUCCUAUGUUACUAUUUGGUACCCCUCUCCUAUGCAUGUUUUUUAGGUACUCCAUGGUAACCAAGUCAAAAGUGAGAAAGCGAUUUGCAAUUGUUAGUAGAGGUGGCUUGGAGGAUGAAGAGGAAACAAAAGAGCUCACGUACCCAAGAAUUUCUUAUAGACAACUUAGAGAAGCCACUGGAGACUUCAAUGCUUCAAGCCUAAUUGGUUCAGGUCGGUUUGGACAGGUCUACAAAGGAAUGCUCCGAGAUAAUACAACAGUAGCUGUGAAGGUAUUGGGUACAACAUCUGGUGAGAUUUCAUGGAGUUUUAGAAGGGAAUGCCAAAUCCUGAAAAAGAUCAGGCACAGAAAUUUAAUAAGGAUCAUCACAAUUUGCUGUAAGCCAGAAUUUAAGGCUCUUGUUUUUCCCUUGAUGUCAAAUGGUAGCCUUGAGAGGCACCUAUAUCCAAGCCAUGAGUUAAGGCAAAGGUUGGAUGUGGUUCAAUUAGUAAGAAUCUGCAGUGAUGUAGCUGAGGGAAUCUCCUAUCUGCACCAUUACUCUCCAGUGAAAGUAGUGCACUGUGAUCUUAAGCCAAGCAAUAUACUCCUUGAUGAAGAUCUGACAGCUUUGGUUACUGAUUUUGGAAUUUCAAGGCUUCUAAAAAGUGAUGAGAGUACAUCCACCAGGAACUCAACAUCUUUCAGUUCAACACAUGGUUUGUUAUGUGGCUCAGUUGGCUAUAUAGCUCCUGAGUAUGGAAUGGGAAAACAUGCUUCAACUCAGGGUGAUGUUUAUAGUUUUGGAGUACUUCUGUUAGAGAUUGUGACAGGUAAACGCCCCACAGAUGUUCUCAUCCAUGAAGGUUUGCAUGAGUGGGUUAAGAGACAAUAUGCACAGCCACAAAAGCUUGAAAACGUUGUUGAACAAGCACUACGAAGGUGCUCUCCUAGUGGCAUGCCAAGUCAUCAUAACCAAAUGUGGAAAGAUGUUGUGCUGGAACUCAUUGAGCUGGGGCUACUAUGCACACAGCAGAAUCCUUCUACAAGACCAAGCAUGUUGGAUGUGGCUCAAGAAAUGGGAAGGUUGAAGGACUAUCUCACUAGUUCAACCUUGCCCCCCAUAGAAGUCAAUCCCAAGAUUAAUUCUUUGUACAAUGAAGAUAAUUGA
Abrus precatorius (Indian licorice) is the source of this 2952-nucleotide messenger RNA. RefSeq names its product putative leucine-rich repeat receptor-like serine/threonine-protein kinase At2g24130. Lineage: Eukaryota; Viridiplantae; Streptophyta; Magnoliopsida; Fabales; Fabaceae. Gene Ontology annotation, cellular component: plasma membrane. The record is from RefSeq and is a predicted model, not a curated record. Gene Ontology annotation, biological process: hormone-mediated signaling pathway; protein phosphorylation. Bases 1 to 2952 code for a protein of 983 amino acids. The transcript is spliced from 2 exons. Gene Ontology annotation, molecular function: ATP binding; protein kinase activity; protein binding.